AUGGAUGCAUCUGGCGCCGGCCCCUCCUCCAACCCCACUCCCACCAGGCCUCGUCUCACGGUGGACGUUGAGGGGCGGCCUUCACCAACCCCGCCUCCGGCGCUUCAUGCUGGGGACGCCAUCGUCGUCGACCCAAUGAGAGGGCCACGCACCGUGGAGGAAAUCUACGAGGACUUCUCUGCCCGCCGCAGCGCCCUCGUCCGAGCCCUCGCCACCGAUCAGGAGGAAUUAUAUGGUCUGUUAUGUGAGCCAGGUAAAAAAGCACUGUGCUUGUACGGCCACUCGGACGGGAGCUGGGAGUUGAAGCGGCCGGAUGAGUUGGCGCCACCCGACAUGCCGGAGGCGACUCUGGGCGUCAACUUCCGGCCGGAUUACAUAAGCCCUUUUGCCUGGCUCGAGUUCAUUGCCCAACGCGCUGACUCGUGGCUCAUCAGCGUCGCAUUUUUCUUUGCCGCUUGCCUCAACGCCAAUCACAGGAUGCGUUUAUUUGAUAUGAUGAACAAUUUGCCAACUGUCUAUCGAACAUUGUAUCACUUCCACAAGAUUGUUUGGCUACCUACGCCACCAUCUCCAGUUUUGAUGCAAAAUGUGUACAAUCCAAAUGAAUAUUCGGGUGCACCUGCUCAAGACAGCGUGCCACAAUCUCCAGACUUAAUGGAAAAUGUGUCCAAUCCAAACAUAAAGUCUAUAACACCUGUUGAAGAGAACGUGCCACAACUAUCUCAAGACUCCUGGCAAAACGUGUCCGAUCCAAACAAGAACUAUAGGAUGCUUGCUGAAGAAGAUGAAGAGGAUCAGGAAGUUAGCAAGCGAUACUUUUGCGGAGAGUGUGGUGCUCCGUACCAUGCCAAUGGGUUUUGGAUCUGCUGUAACGUAUGUGAUCUGUGGUUCCAUGGCAGAUGUGUGAAGAUAACUGCUUCUAAAUCAGCACAUAUCAAGGAUUACAAGUGUCCUGACUGCACCCUCGAAGAUACCAGAGAGUAG
Triticum dicoccoides is the source of this 984-nucleotide messenger RNA. RefSeq names its product PHD finger protein ALFIN-LIKE 3-like. The record is from RefSeq and is a predicted model, not a curated record. The transcript has 4 exons. Gene Ontology annotation, cellular component: nucleus. Lineage: Eukaryota; Viridiplantae; Streptophyta; Magnoliopsida; Poales; Poaceae. Gene Ontology annotation, molecular function: transcription coregulator activity; transcription cis-regulatory region binding; histone binding. The coding region runs from base 1 to 984 and encodes 327 amino acids. Gene Ontology annotation, biological process: regulation of DNA-templated transcription.